Molecule: messenger RNA, 2264 nt
Organism: Eufriesea mexicana
Lineage: Eukaryota; Metazoa; Arthropoda; Insecta; Hymenoptera; Apidae
Gene: slif
Product: cationic amino acid transporter slimfast
Exons: 11
Coding region: 459-2264 (601 amino acids)
Biological process (GO): L-arginine import across plasma membrane; L-ornithine transmembrane transport
Cellular component (GO): plasma membrane
Molecular function (GO): L-arginine transmembrane transporter activity; L-ornithine transmembrane transporter activity; L-lysine transmembrane transporter activity
Source: RefSeq, a predicted model, not a curated record
AUAAUACAUAGACUUCUUUCUCCCAAACAAGGAAUCUGAAGUUUUUCGAGCGGUAACGUGGCCGCUUUAAAAUCAUGGUGGGAGGUGAUUGAGGUUUAUUAGCGAGUGGACAGGUGGAAGUAAGCAUCGUUAUAUUAGAGCACGUUAUUAGUUUGCGUUCAUCCUCCGGUGCGACCGGUUUCACAGUGUCGACCUACUUCCGAUUCAAUUACGUAUGUUCAUCCUGCCCGAACAAAGUGAUUUUACAUGUGAGAAAUUUCUCACAUAUCUUGUUCCCUUCUUAAUACGCAUCUCCGAAAUCAGGUAUCAGCGUCGUAUUAUGGAUAUCGUAAACAUAACAUAAUUACAGCGAUGAUUGGGGAAUUCUAAUACACCAGAGGCAGGGAUCGGGAUGCGUUCCGCAUACGCUCGUGAAUAUUGUAAAGGGCAAUUAAUCGGAAGUGAAGGGGCUCUGUGCCAUGGCGAGUCGACUAUGGAAGACAUUAUCGCGAAGACGGAUCGACAAUAAUGAUGAGAGCAAAAGCGAACUUGCCCGAGUUUUAGGCUUGUUUGAUCUCACAGCACUUGGUGUAGGUUCGACUCUCGGUCUCGGUGUCUAUGUCCUCGCCGGCAGCAUUGCUAAAGAGACGGCUGGUCCAGCCGUUUGCAUCUCCUUUCUCAUUGCUGCCAUCGCUUCCGGAUUUGCUGGAAUGUGUUAUGCAGAAUUUGCUUCCAGAGUUCCCAAAGCAGGAUCAGCAUACAUUUACAGUUACGUGACAGUGGGAGAAUUCAUUGCUUUUAUCAUUGGAUGGAAUUUAAUUUUGGAAUAUGUAAUAGGUACAGCAAGUGUCGCCAGAGGACUUAGUAAUUACUUAGAUGAAUUGGUAGGAAAUGUGAUAAGCAGAACAUUGUCUUCCGCGAUGCCUAUGAAUGUUUCGUUUUUAUCAGAAUAUCCAGACUUCUUCGCAUUUGGUGUAGUAUUACUACUCAUAAUCUUGUUGAGUAUGGGAGUGAAGGAAUCGACGGUUUUAAAUAAUAUAUUCACUGUAAUGAAUUUGACUACCAUUUUAGUAAUCAUAGUGGCAGGAUCCAUUAAAGCUGAUCCACUUAAUUGGCAGAUACCGAUGAAGGAAAUACCCCCGACAGUACAACAUGCAGGAUCAGGAGGUUUUAUGCCUUUUGGUGUAACCGGAGUGAUGAUGGGGGCGGCAAAAUGUUUUUACGGUUUUGUUGGAUUCGACACUGUGGCAACUACUGGUGAAGAAGCUAAGAAUCCUCAACGCAAUAUACCCAUAGCCAUUGUUAUUUCCUUAAUUAUAAUUUUAUUGGCUUAUUUUAGUAUCUCGACCGUGUUAACUAUGAUGUUGCCUUACUACGACCAGAACGCUGAUGCACCAUUCCCACAUGUUUUCGAAAAAAUUGGAUGGCCUACUAUUAAAUGGAUUGUUAAUAUUGGUGCAACAUUUGCAUUAUGUACAAGCUUGCUUGGUGCGAUGUUUCCGUUACCACGAAUACUUUACGCUAUGGGUAGUGAUGGAGUAAUUUUUAAGCAACUUGCGAAUGUACAUCCGAAAACGAUGACACCUAUUUUUGGCACGGUAGUUUCCGGUUUAUUUACGGGAAUUAUGACACUUAUUUUUAAUCUUCAACAAUUAAUUGAUAUGAUGUCUAUUGGAACAUUGUUAGCAUACACGAUAGUGGCAGUAUCUGUUUUAAUAUUGAGAUAUCAAGAGAAGGAAUGUUCAACAAAUACUCAUUCCAUAACAACAAUGAAUAGUUAUGAGCUAACGCCGCUCAGCAUCCUAAAACAAGUUGUUAAUUUGCAGAAUCAGAAAGAGAUAACUGAAAUGUCUAAUAAAGUCGCAAAAUGUUGUAUUGCAAUUUUAUGUAUCGUUAUAUUAGUUAUUGCAUUUUUGAUUAAUUAUGUAGGUACUGAAGCAUUUGGUAACAAUGUAAUAGAAUGUGUGAUACUAGUUGUACUUUUAAAUAUAUUAUUGUUAAUUAUAAUUAUUAUUGCAAGGCAACCUACUUGUGACAUUGAUAUAGCAUUUAAGGUACCAUUUGUGCCACUUCUACCAUCUUGCAGUAUUUUUAUAAACUUGUACUUGAUGUUACAGUUAGAUGCUUUUACUUGGAUCAGAUUUUCUGUUUGGUUACUUAUAGGUUUUAUUAUUUAUUUUUUUUAUGGCAUAUCUCACAGUGAACAAGGGAAAAGAGAUAAAACAGAAAGUGAAAUGAUGAAACAAAAAUAUGCAGAUCAAGUUAGGACCGUAACUAGCUUCUAA